CCCUCGCAGCGAUCAAACGAGGGUUUUGGGGCGAAGCGGAGCGGAGGAUCUGAGCAAUGGCUUUUGCCAAGAAAAUUGGCACUCUCUUUAAACAAACUUUGAAUUCCAACCCUUCAAUUUAUCAGGCUAUAAGAUGCAUGUCAUCUUCAAAAGUGUUUGUUGGAGGGCUUUCAUAUUCGACUGAUGAUAAUCGCUUAAGAGAAGCAUUCUCUAGCUAUGGUGAAGUAGUUGAAGCUAGAGUAAUCAUGGAUCGUGAAACAGGCAGAUCGAGAGGAUUUGGUUUUGUGACUUUUGAAUCUGGUGAAGAGGCUUCUGGAGCCAUUAGUGGAUUGGAUGGAAAGGAUUUGGAUGGGCGACUGAUAAGAGUGAACCAUGCUAAUGAUCGGACGGGCGGCUUCCGUGGCGGUGGCUAUGGCGGUGGUGGUUAUGGUGGAGGUGCUGGCGGCUAUGGUGGUGGCGGCGGCGGUGGCUAUGGUGGCGGUGGCUAUGGCGGUGGUGGCAGCUAUGGUGGUGGUGGUGGUGGCAAUUAUGGUGGUGAUGGCUACAACAAUGCAAGUACUGGCUAUGGAGGCAAUGCCGGUGAUCUUGCUGGAGGCCGUGGCAGUAGCGGCAACUAUUUUGGUGGUCCAACAGAAUUUGCGAGUAGCGGGAGUACUGGUGGAUAUGAGGGGAGUGGAGCUAUGGGUUAUGGUGACAAUAUCAGCCAUCAAAGUGGCAGCCCUUCCACAACUGGUCCUGAACAAAAUGACCAUUUUGGUGGCAAUUUCAGAGAUGAUGAUGACCAACCUGAUGAUUAUGCCAACAGGCAAGGUUGAGGAGGGCACAAUAUAUCCUAAGGGCAGACCCAUUUGCCAUAAUAAUUUUGAACAAUUUGUGCAACUAUUCACCGUAAUAUUUUCUUUCUUUAUAUUUGCCUAGUCUUUGGAAAGUGAACCAAGUUUGAUUAUGUUCACAUCUAUUGAAGUGUGUAGGAUGUUAAGUUUCCGUUGCUUUUUUGUGGUUCCUUUGCACUUCAAUGAAUUGCUUACAGGUUUAAUGUUUAAUCAAGUGAGAUUGAGUCUGCA
Dioscorea cayenensis subsp. rotundata (Guinea yam) is the source of this 1064-nucleotide messenger RNA. Its product is annotated as glycine-rich RNA-binding protein 2, mitochondrial-like. The coding region runs from base 57 to 815 and encodes 252 amino acids. The record is from RefSeq and is a predicted model, not a curated record. The transcript is spliced from 5 exons. Lineage: Eukaryota; Viridiplantae; Streptophyta; Magnoliopsida; Dioscoreales; Dioscoreaceae. Gene Ontology annotation, molecular function: RNA binding.